Molecule: messenger RNA, 1539 nt
Organism: Punctularia strigosozonata HHB-11173 SS5
Lineage: Eukaryota; Fungi; Basidiomycota; Agaricomycetes; Corticiales; Punctulariaceae
Product: transcription initiation factor TFIIE alpha subunit
Exons: 6
Coding region: 1-1539 (512 amino acids)
Biological process (GO): transcription initiation at RNA polymerase II promoter; transcription open complex formation at RNA polymerase II promoter
Cellular component (GO): transcription factor TFIIE complex
Source: RefSeq, a predicted model, not a curated record
AUGGCGACCCCAGAGGAGAAGGAGACCCUGAGGAAGCUCGUACAGCACGUUGCGCGCGCGUUCUACGAGCCGCAAUGCAUCAUCAUCCUGGACCUACUGUCCCGUUAUCCAGUCAUGAAGAUCGACGAGCUGGCUGGGCGGAUGGGCGUCGGCGAGUCUGACAUCCGCAAGGAUCUGAACAGACUGUGUGGCGAGCAUAAACUCAUUCGUGUAUAUCGCCAGAAUGAGCUGAAAGAAGGAGCCACUCGCGCGACGAGUAAGGCGUACUACUACGUCGACUACGAGAACUUCUGCAACGUCGUCAAGUGGCGCAUCAAACAAAUGCACGCCACUAUCGACUCGUCUUUACGAAAUGAACUGGACCAAAAAGGCUACAUCUGCAACCAGUGCUCGAAGCCCUUCACCACCAUUGACGCCGCAAAGCUGAUGGACUUCUCCAGAGGAUGCUUUGUCUGCGAUGACUGCCAAGGGGAACUCAUCGAGAACGACCGGAACGGGUCGUCGGACACCAGCGACCUCAUGCAGCGCUUCAACGCUGCGAUGUUUCACAUCCGGGAAGGCCUUCGAAAAACAGAGUCCAUGGUCCUCCCCGCUGUCGACAUCGUGGGAUGGGUGAAGAUACACGGCCGGCCGGCCGUGGAUGCAGAUGGAACACAGGCCGGCGGUGCUGCCGCGAACGGGGGUGCGGGAGGCGAACUGAAGAUCGCCGGAGCCAACGGUACCAAGCGGCAGGAUGAGGGCGUGGGUGUUGUGCUCAGCCUGGACGGCGCAGACGAAGAGACGAAGCGGAAGCAGAGGGAAGCGCAGGCUGCCGCGCGCCAGCAACAAAACGCGCUACCGUCAUGGCAUUUGAAAAGUACGAUAUCUGGUGACCUCACCGCGCUUGGUAUCAAGGAGAGUGCACGCAUCGCCGCCCAAGAGUCGUCGGUCGCUAGUAGCUCGAACGACGAGAUUCUGCGCGGACUUGGAACAGUGCGGAAGGAACAGCAGCCGGUCAUGGCCCCAAUCGCGGAGGACGUUAAACCGGAUAUUGGGGCCAACGAUGCAGACUGUGAGUACCGCAUCUAUGACAAUACCUUUCAUGAUUACGACCAAUACUAUGCAUCCCUAGCUGCAUCAGGGAGCAGUAACGGUACACCUGCGAUACCGGGGGCAGGCAGCGACUUCAGCCCAGAAGACGACGAAGACGAAGACGUAAAACCCAACGUUGAACUCUUAAACUCCCUCAAUGAUUAUCGUAAACGAUCCCGAUCAAGGGACGACGAGGGCCCGGGAUCUGACUCAAAACGGCUACGAGGCAGUCCUACCGUGCCGGAAACGAACGGCACCACCUCAACCCAGGAGAUGAUGGAGAUGGACGAGGAUAUGGAAGGUGUACCCCCUCCUACUGCACUCGAUGGGACACCAGCAGACGAUCCCAUCGUAUAUGUUAACGGGGAGCCUAUGGCGUUCUCGCAGGUGACGGAGGAGCAUCAGGAGAUGAUGACGCCCGAGGAGUACACUGCAUAUUUCGAGGUGUUCGAUCGACAAGGGACGUGA